Molecule: messenger RNA, 1983 nt
Organism: Mycosarcoma maydis (corn smut)
Lineage: Eukaryota; Fungi; Basidiomycota; Ustilaginomycetes; Ustilaginales
Product: putative Hsp70 family ATPase KAR2
Exons: 2
Coding region: 1-1983 (660 amino acids)
Biological process (GO): protein refolding; cellular response to unfolded protein; endoplasmic reticulum unfolded protein response
Cellular component (GO): nucleus; membrane; endoplasmic reticulum chaperone complex
Molecular function (GO): ATP binding; ATP-dependent protein folding chaperone; misfolded protein binding
Source: RefSeq, a predicted model, not a curated record
AUGGUUCUCGCCAGCCGCACAACUGCGUUGGCACAGCGCCGCAAGGCUGCUCGUGCCACCGGCAUGUCUCGACCUGCCUUCAUGACCAUCAUCAUGGCCAUCCUGGCCCUCCUCACUUUGUCAGCUUUCAUGUCGCCCGCGUCGUCCGCUGGUGGUAUGGGUGUCGCCGCUGCUGCUGACAAGCGCAGCGAAUACGGAACUGUUAUUGGUAUCGAUCUUGGAACUACCUACUCGUGUGUUGGUGCACAGGUCAACGGUCGUGUCGAAAUUAUCACCAAUGACCAGGGUAACCGUAUCACUCCUUCGUAUGUCGCCUUCACUCCUUGGGGCGAAUCAGACCUCAAAAAGGAUGCCAAGCACCUCCCCUUCAAGCUCGUCGAGAAGAACGGCAAGCCUGCUAUCCAGGUCACUGUCAACGGCGAAAAGAAGGUCUUCACUCCCGAGGAGGUCUCGGCCAUGGUUCUCCAGAAGAUGAAAGAGACUGCUGAGGCUUACCUCGGCCACAAGGUCACCCACGCCGUUGUCACCGUUCCCGCCUAUUUCAACGACGCUCAGCGACAGGCCACUAAGGAUGCUGGCACCAUCGCUGGUCUUAACGUGCUGCGAAUCGUCAACGAGCCUACCGCUGCUGCCAUCGCUUACGGUCUCGACAAGAAGGACGGUGAAUCGCAGAUCAUUGUUUACGAUCUUGGCGGUGGUACUUUCGACGUGUCGCUCCUCUCGAUUGACUCGGGCGUCUUCGAGGUUCUUGCCACUGCCGGCGACACUCACCUUGGUGGUGAGGACUUUGACAACCGCGUUUCCGAAUACAUUCUCAAGCAGUUCAAGAAAAAGACCGGUCUCGACGCCUCGUCCAACAAGCGCUCCGUCGGUAAGUUGAAGCGCGAGGUUGAGCGUGCCAAGCGAACCCUUUCGAGCCAGAUGUCGACCAAGAUUGAGAUUGACGGUUUCUUCGAGGGCAACGACCUCGAUGAGACCCUCACUCGUGCCAAGUUCGAGGAGCUUAACAUGGAUCUCUUCCGCAAGACCAUGAAGCCCGUCGAGCAGGUACUCAAGGACGCCGGUGUCAAGAAGGACGAGAUCGACGACGUUGUGCUCGUCGGUGGUUCCACGCGUAUCCCCAAGGUACAGGCUAUGCUCAAGGAGUACUUUGGCCGGGAGCCUUCCAAGGGUAUCAACCCCGAUGAGGCCGUCGCCUGGGGUGCUGCCGUCCAGGGUGGUGUUCUUGCCGGUGACGAGUCGCUCGGCGAUGUCGUCCUGAUCGACGUUAACCCGCUCACCCUUGGUAUUGAGACUAACGGUGGUGUCAUGACCAAGCUCAUUCCUCGUAACACCGUCGUGCCCACCAAGAAGUCGCAGAUCUUCUCGACUGCCGCCGACAACCAGAAUACCGUUCUCAUCCAGGUGUUUGAGGGCGAGCGAUCCAUGACCAAGGACAACAACUUGCUCGGCAAGUUUGAGCUGACCGGUAUCCCCCCCGCCCCUCGAGGCACUCCCCAGAUCGAGGUCACCUUCGAGCUCGACGCCAACGGAAUUAUGAAGGUUUCGGCUGCUGACAAGGGCACCGGAAAGUCCGAGUCAAUCACCAUUUCGAAUGACAAGGGUCGUCUCACACCCGAGGAGAUUGAGCGCAUGGUCGCCGAGGCUGAGGAGUUUGCCGAGCAGGACGAGGCUGUGCGCAAGCGUAUCGAAGCUCUCAACAACCUGCAGAACUUUAUCGCUUCGCUUCGAAGCCAGCUUAGCGACAAGGAGGGUCUUGGCGGCAAGCUCGACAAGGAGGACAAGGAGACCAUUAAGCAGAGCCUCAAGGAUGCCGAGGCAUGGCUCGACGAGAACAGCCAGACCGCCGAGGGUUCCGACAUUGAGGAGCAGCUCAGCGAGCUCCAGGCUGCCGUUGCCCCCAUCACCGCCAAGAUUUACCAGGGCGGUGCUGCUGCUGGUGGUGAUGACGAGCCGCUCAACUACGGCCAUGAUGAGCUUUAG